This is a messenger RNA of Saccharomycodes ludwigii, 492 nucleotides long. It is a transcript of the gene MEH1, whose product is annotated as Meh1p. The coding region runs from base 1 to 492 and encodes 163 amino acids. Gene Ontology annotation, cellular component: membrane raft; late endosome membrane; Ragulator complex. Gene Ontology annotation, biological process: positive regulation of TOR signaling; lysosome organization; positive regulation of MAPK cascade. The record is from RefSeq and is a predicted model, not a curated record. The transcript has a single exon. Lineage: Eukaryota; Fungi; Ascomycota; Saccharomycetes; Saccharomycodales; Saccharomycodaceae.
AUGGGCAUUAUAUUUAGUUGUUGCUUAAAGAAUCAUGAAGAUAACGACGAUCAUCAUCAAGAAAAUGAUGCAUUAUUAUAUAAUAACAAUGAUGGAAAUAAUGGGUAUGACUCAAUGAAAAGAGAACUAGAAAUAGAAGAACAGAAAAUGUUAGCAAGGGAAAAUGAAUUAACUGAUAUAGUUAAUAAUACAAAUGACAAAUUAAUAGACAUCUCGGUGAUGAAUAAUAAUGGUACCAACAAUAAUGGCAACAACAAUUUACAUGAUGAUGUUGAUACAACUAAUUCAAACCAUGCUACCUCCUCUGUGACAGCUAUAUCUUCUCCUUCAGGAUUUGUAAAAGUUAAUCAUAAAUUUAACAUACUGGAUACUAAUUCCUCUUUAACUAGCCUUGAAAAGGAAAAGUUGAAAAAAUUAUGGGAUGUGAUUAUAAAUGGUUAUAUAGGACAGUUUACUAUAGAUUUUGACGAGCCUUUAGUAGCGUCGUUAUAA